Messenger RNA from Naumovozyma castellii, 1416 nucleotides. It is a transcript of the gene DSN1, whose product is annotated as MIND complex subunit DSN1. The record is from RefSeq and is a predicted model, not a curated record. Bases 1 to 1416 code for a protein of 471 amino acids. Lineage: Eukaryota; Fungi; Ascomycota; Saccharomycetes; Saccharomycetales; Saccharomycetaceae. The transcript has a single exon.
AUGCGAUUCGCGCUGAUCAAAACAAACACUAAUCAAUACAAUACUCUUCAGUUCACAACAACAACAACAAUAGCAACAGCAACACAACCACCAAUGAGCACUAGCAAGAAACCAGUGUUUCCACUUAAGGUGGAGACACUGCCCAUUGACCACGACAGCAAACCGUCCAGUAGGCCGGAGGAGACUGAUGACGGGUUCCAGUUCAAGAGACACUCAAACAAGAACCUCAAUGGAGUGCCCUCCCUAGGUGAACGACUGGACUAUUUACAGGACAUUAAGAGGGCUAAGAGGAUGGAGAAUUUCAACUCCUCGUCGCUCCCACAGACACACUCACCGAUACGUAACCAACCAACACUCCCGCCAUCGCAACAGGCUCCCAAUUUGCACUAUUACAACAACUCCACUUCACCAUUACCUGCCUCCUCGUUGCAACCGUUCUACCCGAAACCACCUUCGUCUGCCCAAUUGCUGCCGCCAGCAACUUUAUUCCCUUACCCAUCGUCAUCCUCUGCCUCAUCGCAACAGAAACUGACAAACAGGACCAGAUCCAAGAGGUCCUCCCUGCAGAAGCAAAGAGGAAGAAGAUUAUCGAUACUGGCUUCAGAACAACCUAAUAUCAUCUCCCCACAUAGGGAUGUCCCUCAGGAGGAAUUCUACAGACAUCUCGGGGACGUAUCUUUUGGGAAAAGUUUGCAAUUGAGACAAUUGUUCAAUUGGUGCAUGAUUCGAUCCCUGGAGUCGCUAGAGGGGCAACAAUCACAGGAUGAAGUGAAGAAGUUUAGUGUCGGGAUCGUGAAGGAUUUCGUCUCCGAUUUGAGGAGAGGGUUUGUCGAUAUCGACUGGGAUGCAGAAGAAGCCUCGCCUGUGGAGCAAGAGCAAGAUGGGGAGGUGGAUGCUGUGGCUGAAGAUACUGAGUUGAGACAACUUUUUGCAGAUGACGAUGAUGAGACAGGUUUACAAAGGGGAAGGAGGAAGUGGAAAAGGAAGUUGAAGGAGGGUCAAAAAUUGCUGCCCAACAGUAAGAAUGUGGAAAAUGAAAGAAAUCUGGCAUUAUUGCAAGAGAAAGUGGACAAGAUUAAGAACGAGAUUAACGACUGGGCAGCCACAUUGGACAAACAGAACCCAACGGCAGAAUGGACGUCUUCGCUACCAACUGAAGAAACUGUCACCACAACAGAAGAGGACAUUAACACCACCACCGUUACAGAAUUGCAGGAUGAACUGGCGGCACGCGUAGAUAAACUAUAUUUCUAUUCUCAUCUAUUAAAAUCACACUCGGAUGCCUUCCAGCAAAUCUCUACACACAAACUAAACAAACUCUCAUCCAAUUUUAACAAGAUCACAGAGACAGACAACCAGGAUAUGGACCCUAAGCUGCUGCUGCGUGGGUUGAGUGAGUCACUGCUUAAGAGAUAG